UUGCGCAUUCGUUACGUUUCUCUUCCAGCUGGUUAAAACAGCUGAUGCGCGGCGAUAUACCGUCAGCAGUGCUGCCCCCACUUUUGCGGGGCACCUCCUCCCUCCUGCCCUGGGCUGCCCGAUCAGCUGGCCACCGACUCGGUUUUCUGCUGUCAGUUGUGCUCAGACAUCUCGACGCGUUCGAUCGAAAACAAUAACAACAAAAACAAUGUUUGGACAAUUAGUAAACUACCUAUUGGGAACAACAAACACUACCACACCCACCGUUAACAUUAGACCAGACCAACAACCACCGAAUUUAUCCACCGAACCAUCUCGCGUCGCUCCUCUAGUUUUAGAAGAAGACGAUGGUUGGCUUUUGGUUGAUCGUGAUAGCGAAGGAAAUUCCGUCGGUACCGUUGACGAUGACGACCUUGAAGAUACCGAUUUGGACGACCUCAUCGACCCCAUCCACGACCUGGAAGAUCCUGAAUUGGACCGAUUGGUCGUCCCGUCUGAGAUGACACGAAGUGAAUCUUCGUCGUCUUCGCACGCGGCUAUGGAAGAGUCAUGGUACAUCACCCCACCGCCGUGUUUUACCUCGACUGGAACCGUCGUGAUGGAAACGUCGCCGUUGGAAAAUUUGCUUAUCGAGCAUCCAAGCAUCAGCGUUUAUAGGCACCAUCCGAAUCCCCAACAUCCACAUUUUAGGAUUCUUAGCCAACAAUUAAGGGAGAGAUCGAGCGAGGUGGAGGACGAUGAAGAUGAGGAAGUGGAUGUUGUUAAUGUUGAGGAUGAUUUUGUGGAAAUUGAAGACAGGUUGUUGUGGAGGGAACCGGUUAGAAGGAGAAGGAUGAGACACGUAGAUGAGGUUUUAAGACAGCAAGAUGUUCAAAGGGUUAGAACGAAAAGUGCACAAAGGGUACAAAUUCAAAAAGCGUGCCAGACUUUGAAAAAAGGUUAUCUGGAACGCACCAAUAAGGCUCGUGAUGUAAACAGUCGUAACCAGCGUCAGCGUCGUGGUGAAAAAUCGCAGGGGGCACGACGUUCCUGCGCCAAUAACAACCGCAAGUGCUGAGCACAACUAAAACACUCUGAUCUCACCGGGUACAAUCAGGCGGAUGGAAAUGUUCCAAAAAAAAACAUUUUUAAACUAGAUCCAAAUAACACAAACAAAAUAUUGAGAAAUUAACCAAAAAUGAAUUCAGAAUAGAUAAAUUAAGAAAGGAAACUGAAUAUUUUAUGAUUGAUUAUGGUAAUUAUAGAUUAUAUGACGUUUAAAACGUUUUAAUUUGUUUGGGAGAAGGGAAACAUUUCAUAAAAAAUCCCUGGAUAAGUCCAAUUUUUGCGAGUUAAUAAAUAAAUCAAUAGUAAUGAUGUUUUUUUUUGUUGAGUAAAAGGGGAAUUUAUUAAAUAUUGUUACUAUUGAGUCUUCUUUUGAGUUGUUUAUUUAUUUUGAGUUAUUUCAUAAAAUAUUCAGUUCAAAACUGAAUGAAAUUACAUUAAUAGAUUGAGUGUGGUAAAAAAAAUCUUAAAUUUUAAAACCGUUUGUGUUCAAAAAAUGAUUAAAUCAAAAAAAAUCUUUCCUCCGAUCUGAAUUGUCCGGCUUUUUUUUUCUAAAUCGUAAGUUUGAUUAAUUAAUCUAAUUAAUUUGCUUUCUGUAAAUUGUUUCGGGCAUUACCGAUAAACAAAAAUCAAGAAGAUGUAAAUAGAGUUAUUUUUAUUAUUAGAUUUAGUUAAAUGAUACCCUUAAAUUAUUUUGUUGAAAUAAAAAGAAUCAAUAAUA
This is a messenger RNA of Onthophagus taurus, 1765 nucleotides long. It is a transcript of the gene TP53INP, whose product is annotated as Tumor protein p53 inducible nuclear protein. Gene Ontology annotation, cellular component: nucleus; autophagosome. NCBI's taxonomy places the organism in Eukaryota, Metazoa, Arthropoda, Insecta, Coleoptera, Scarabaeidae. The record is from RefSeq and is a predicted model, not a curated record. Gene Ontology annotation, biological process: autophagosome assembly; positive regulation of DNA-templated transcription.